CACAGGAGCUACGCGCUCCUCUAUAAAAAGAGCCAGCGACAUCAGAGCACAGAGCACUCCAUUUCAAUUCACUGGCAAGCAGGCAGCCGGGGCCAUUACUGCUGGAGACACAUCAGCGGGACUAUAAUUAGCGAAGGACCUUGCGCUGUUUCAGUGACCUUCCUACAGGGGGCCAACUGAGCCAAUUAUAGGACUAGCCCAGGAAGAUGAGUGCUGUGAGGGGGAGGAUCCUUCUCCUCCUGCUCCUUGGAGUGACAACAUGUGCUGCAGCUCAAGGUACCCAGAACAGAGGGUCCUUUCUGAAUAAAGCAAUGGGACGGGUGCACACUGGAAAGCAGAGCUCCAGCUCUUUUGUCAAGUCCAGCACAAGUGCAGAUCCUUGGGAGUGGAGCACUUGGUUCAACGUGGAUCACCCAGGAGGCAGUGGGGAUUAUGAGCGGCUGGAUGCCAUCAGGUUUUACUACAGAGAGCGAGUGUGUGAAAGACCCAAGGCAAUUGAAGCUCGGACCACAGAAUGGAUUGCAGCAGAAAACACCGGCGAGGUGGUCCACUCACACCCAGAGGUGGGGUUCUGGUGUCUGAAUGAGGAGCAACCAGGAGGGAGAAACUGCUCAAACUACUCAGUGAGGUUCUUCUGUCCUGCAGGGAAGACCUGGAACACAGCGAGAAGGGCCUGGGCCCCCUGGUCAGGCUGGCGCGAGUGCCCAGCAAGCUGUGGCCAGCAGGCGGUGCAGGUGCGCACUAGAACCUGCAGUACACAAAGUCAGCAGCAGGGAGAGGAGCAGUGCCACGGGCGCACUGUGGAAGGCAGACUGUGCAAGGGACCUCCUUGUAAAGCUUGCAGCCUGAGGUGCACGGAGGGCCGUGUGAACGCGGAGUGCGAUGCCUGCAUGUGCGAGCAUCACCUGCUGCUGGGCUCGGUGCAGCUGGAGGGGGGGCAGCCGGCGGCCGGAGCCGCGGUUUACAGGCAGGGCAGGACCCUCAAGCUCAUCACCAUGUCUGACGACAACGGCAAGUUCAGAAUCCCCGGGUUGUGCCCAGACGGAAACUCCACCUUGAAAAUCAAAAUGGACAGAUACGCCACGGCAACCGUCACCGUUCCCAAAUCUACCAAACAAAGAACCUCGGUUAUUGACGUCAGGUUCAAAAGGGCAGAGAAGCCGUAUGUACUGAUGAACCCAGAGGGCAAAGCAAGACGAGAGGGACAGACUGCUUCCUUCUGCUGCAAGAUUGUGGGGCAGCCAGCCCCAGACAAUUAUCAAUGGUACCACAACGGCACCCUUCUCAACAGUAACCUGUACAAAUACGACAGCACUCUGGUGUUAAGGAACCUGCAAAUGAGCCAGUCAGGAGAGUAUUACUGUAAGGCAAGCAAUGAUGCUGGCGCCAUCAAAUCCCAACCUGCCACACUUACUGUAAUCGCUUACAAUGAACCUUCAUGCAACCCAGUGCCUGAAAGCCAUCUCAUCAGACUACCUCGCGACUGUUUCCAAAACCCCACAAACUCUUUCUACUACGACGUGGGGAAAUGUCCCACAGCAACGUGUGCAGGACAACUAGAUAAUGGCAUAAGGUGCAAAGACUCUGUAUCUUACUGCUGCGGAGUUGAAAAGCUGGAAGAGAGACAGAUCACUUGCAAAGGAUACACUCUGCCAAUGAUGGUGGUUUCCAAAUGUGGCUGUCAAAAGUGCGUUGAAACAAAAAUCAUCGUCCGUGGGCGUGCCAUUGCUGCAGACAAUGGUGAACCUUUGCGUUUUGGACAUAUUUUUAUGGGAAAGGUUAGAAUCAGUAGGACUGGAUAUAAAGGAACUUUUUCAAUCCAGGUACCAGUAGACACAGAAAGGCUGGUACUGACAUUUGUUGACCACCUACAAAAGUUUGUGAACACCACAAAAGUUCUGCCAUUCAACAAAAAGGGGGGUUCUGUGUUUCACGAAGUGAAACUUCUAAGGAAGAAAGAACCAGUAACGUUGGUUUCUACUCAGACUAAUUUGGUCUCUCUGGGAGAAAUUGAAGGGGAAGACCCUAUUGCUGAGCUUGAAAUCCCUCCCAACGCUUUCUACAGAGAGAAUGGGGAGGUUUACAUCGGUAAAGUGCAAGCCAGCAUAACGUUCCUGGAUCCCAGAAACAUUUCAACUGCUACAGCAGCCCAGAGCGACCUCAACUUUGUCAACGAUGAAGGUGAUAUUUUCCCGUUGCGGACCUACGGCAUGUUUUCAGUGGACUUCAGAGAUGAAACAUCCACCGAGUCCCUCAGUGCUGGGGAAGUGAAGGUCCUCCUUGAUUCUGCACAAGUGAAAAUGCCAGAGCACCUGAAUGAGAUGAAGCUGUGGUCCCUCAACCCUGAAACUGGGCUCUGGGAGGAAGAAGGACAAUUCCACUUCGCAAAGACCAAACGAGGCAAGAGAGAAGAAAGAACCUUCCUGAUCGGGAACAUGGAAAUUCGGGAAAGACGUCUCUUUAAUCUAGAUGUUCCUGAGAGCAGAAGGUGUCAUGUGAAAGUAAGAGCCUUCCGGAGUGAGAGGUUUAUGCCAAGUGAACAGGUCGAAGGGGUUGUGAUAACUCUGAUUAACAUGGAGCCCAUGGCAGGUUUCGCCUCAAACCCGAGGUCGUGGGGGCGGUUUGAUAGCGUCAUUACUGGUUCUAAUGGAGCCUGUUUACCUGCUUUUUGUGACGAACAAAGGCAUGAUGCUUACUCAGCCUACGUAAUGGCCAACCUAGGGGGAGAGGAGCUUGAAGCAGUUGCAUCAUCCCCAAAAUACAACCCCAAUGCUAUUGGAGUCCCACAGCCUUACUUAAACAAGCUCAACUACAAGAGAACUGACCACGAUGACCCCAAGGUUAAGAAAACAGCCUUUAAUAUCAACGUUGCAAAGCCAAGCGUAAACGCUGCUGAAGAAAGUAACGGCCCCAUUUAUUCAUACGAAAACCUCAAAGAAUGUGAGGAGGCUCCUUUUACUAGCGGUCACUUCCGCUUUUACAGGGUUGAAGGGGAUAGAUAUGACUACAACACAGUCCCCUUCAACGAGGACGAUCCCAUGAGCUGGACUGCAGACUACCUCAGCUGGUGGCCCAAGCCGCUGGAAUACAGAGCAUGCUACAUAAAAGUAAAAAUUAAUGGUCCGCAAGAAAUAAUGGUGCGAUCCAAAAACAUGGGUGGAACCCACCCCUUGAAUGCUGGCAAGCUGUAUGGCAUUCGGGAUGUGCGCAGUACCCGGGACAUGGAGCAGCCCAGUGUGUCUGCAGUCUGCCUGGAGUUCAAGUGCAGUGGCAUGCUGUAUGACCAAGAUCGCGUUGAUCGCACGCUCGUCAAGAUCCUGCCCCAGGGAUCCUGUCGAAGAGAGCUCGUUAACAGCAUGCUUCAGGAAUAUCUGGUGAAUCACCUGCCCCUCGCCAUUAAUAACGACACAAACGAGUUCACCAUGCUGGCUCCUCUAGACCCCCUGGGACACAACUACGGCAUCUACACAGUGACUGAUCAAGACCCCAGGACCGCUAAGGAGAUUGCGCUGAGCCGAUGCUUCGAUGGGACCUCGGAUGGCUCGUCCAGAGUCAUGAAGAGCCAUGUGGGAAUGGCACUGACGUUCAACUGUGGAGGGAGGGAGGUGACUCGCCACAGCGUGUUCCAGUCUCUGCAGAACUCUCCUGGUCAGUCACUGGCCAGCUCCAUGAGGGAAGGGAGGACCAGCAGGAGACAGAGAGGCAGCUCUUCUCAGUGGGCUCAGAGACGCAACACACGCAAUCCUGCAAGCACUCUCAGAAGAACUCGAAUGACCAGCAGAGAGUAAGAGAAGAAUUCUACAGGAAAACAAGAUGCAACAGCAAAGCCAAAAGAACAAACAGCAAAUGCAGCACGACACAAAAUAGAGCCAGAGGAACUGAUUUAAAUAGCCCAAAAUAAAUACAACUAUUUCUACUCCUAUUCCAAAGUAUCUUCUGAAAUCUUCCGAUCUAGCUCAAUCCCAAUCCAUUACUAAUAAUACAAAUUAAAACAAACACCUUAUCCACCUAUAAAAAAGCAUUGAAACAUUGCCACUACAGUAGCUAGUUGUGAACUGAUAAAUUAGACAUGGGAUGAUUUUAAUGGUUCGAAACAGAAACUCCAUCUUCUCACUAUACUGAGAAAACACUGCCGGCAUUCAAAACCAGCGCACGUUUAAAAGCUGUCCUCCUUCAACACAUACUGCAUCCUGCCAAUUAGCACGAGGCAGAAUCGCUUCUGGUUAGGCGCUCAUUUCAGCACCACGUUCAUGAAGAAUUGUUCAAUCACAACACUGUGAUAAAUGGGAACUGUACUUGAAUAUGUAAAUAGGGACUUAUUUAUUUCAUAAACAGCUUGAAGUAAUGUGUACAUACAGCAUAUACUCUAUACACUAUUCUUAGGUUAUCCUAUACAUGAAUGGUACAAAUGUAUGUUUGGAAUUACACUAGACACUGUUUAAAUAUUUACUCGGUGUGCAAUCAGUUUUAGGUUGAACUCGUCUAUUUUUAAAUGUGUGCCAAACUUUAUAAUAAAAGCAAACUCCAA
Messenger RNA from Polyodon spathula (Mississippi paddlefish), 4528 nucleotides. RefSeq names its product cartilage intermediate layer protein 1-like. Lineage: Eukaryota; Metazoa; Chordata; Actinopteri; Acipenseriformes; Polyodontidae. The transcript is spliced from 9 exons. The record is from RefSeq and is a predicted model, not a curated record. The coding region runs from base 207 to 3788 and encodes 1193 amino acids.